Messenger RNA from Dovyalis caffra, 374 nucleotides. The record is from the annotation of a GenBank genome assembly. NCBI's taxonomy places the organism in Eukaryota, Viridiplantae, Streptophyta, Magnoliopsida, Malpighiales, Salicaceae.
AGGAGCAUAAUGGUAAAGGAGUUGACUUAACAUACAAAGAGGUUUCGAAUUCACCAAUAAGUUAUUAUUCAGUAGUAAACAAUGAGAGAAACGUGAGUUCACUGAACUUAUUCCGUGUCGGAGCUAUUUACGGUGAGGAAGAAGAGCAAGAAAUUGACUUCUCAGUGGACUGGCCAAGAAGUCGAAGACUCACCAACUUACCAGAAGGGAUACUCGAUUUCUUCGACGGAUUGAAAUCAUUCGAGAAAUUUGUCGUUGAAUUCUUGGCUAAACGCGAAGGAAAUUCGGCUUCCUUUGCCGUUAUGAAGUUGCUUGAAAGUGAUAUAAGAGAACAGCAGCUUAGUAAGAGUGAAACACACGAGAGCAGCAGUUGA